Messenger RNA from Pararge aegeria (speckled wood butterfly), 1149 nucleotides. RefSeq lists its product as uncharacterized. Gene Ontology annotation, cellular component: mitochondrion. Lineage: Eukaryota; Metazoa; Arthropoda; Insecta; Lepidoptera; Nymphalidae. The transcript has 6 exons. The record is from RefSeq and is a predicted model, not a curated record. Bases 68 to 937 code for a protein of 289 amino acids.
AAUAAUCGGAUGAUGAAUUUAUAAUUUUUCGUGUUUGUUUGUUUUGAGUCGAAGACUUUUAGAAAUUAUGAAAUCAGUGCAAAUUAUGAGAAGGGUGUGUAAGCUUCCUGCACUAACUGUGAAUGUUUGCUGUCAAAAAAAACCUAUUAAGUUGCACGUACGAUACAGCGCCUCAGUGGGAUUUGGAAAUUAUAGAAGAUUUUGCCCUCUCAUAACAAGUAUCAGAAAUUUAGGCCUCGGCCCCACCUCGAAGGACUUCGAGGAACCGACUCAAAUAUCAGGGCCGCUCACGAAAGUGCAUGCGAACGAACUCGUCUUGCGUUUAAACGAUGAGGAGCGAAAAAUGUUGUUUAGUGCUUUACAAGAAUACUCAUCAAAUAGGAUUAAAGAGGAAUUUGAAGAUAAAUUGGCAGGUCAACGGUGGAGGUCCAAGCUUGGUAGACCUAGCAAAGUACCCACAUUAGGUGAUGUAGACCCCACAGGUUGUUACUGCCCUGUUCCAGAGGACUGGUUAAAGAAAAAAUAUGCUGCAAGUGUUCCAAGGCCAACCACUAAAGAGCUAUUCCACUUGUCACUAGCAAACUCAAUACCCUUCAUUGGCUUUGGCUUCUUGGACAAUUUCAUCAUGAUUAUUGCUGGCGACAGCAUCGAGAGCAGCAUGAGCGCGUACAUCACGCUGUCGACGAUGGCGGCGGCGGCGCUGGGCAACACGUUCAGCGACGUGAUCGGCAUCGGCUCGUCGUACUACGUGGAGCGCGCCGCCGUGCUGCUGGGGCUGGGCGCGCCCGCGCUGUCGCCCGUGCAGCUCGACAUGCCCGUGAGCCGCCGCUUCUCCAACCUGGGUCGAGUACUGGGCAUCACACUGGGCUGUUUCCUCGGCAUGAUUCCACUGCUGUUCAAAGAUGAAGAGAAGAAACCGGAAGCCAAGCCAACUUGAAAACUUGUAAUGUAUAAAUACCGAACCAUAAUUUAAGAUUGACGUAACGUUAUUAUUUAGUUAUUAUAUUUGUUUCCUUGUCUUUUAUGGUAAACUAUUAUUACGUUUUACCGUAGUUAUCUUUUUAAUAGUAUAACACGUGUUAAGAUUCAUCUUAAUGAUAAUAAAAUAAAAAGAGAUUCCCUUAAGUACCUUCUCGUGUAUAAUUUUUA